AUGAGUGUUCCUUUAGCAGUCCAGGUUUUGAGUAGCAGCGUAGCUGAUGCAUUACAGUUCUUACAAACAUGUAAUAAUAAUUUUAAUAAUGUUACUGCUACUAUUGAAUUUAUUAGAAUUUUUGAUAGACUAUUUGACAUUAUGAACGCUAGAAAUAGUUUUGGUAAAGGAUUUAAAUCUCCUAUGAAAUUGAGUAAUCAAUUUGUUUGGGAAGAAGUAUUUGAGAGCGCCAAGAGUUAUAUCUUACAAUUGAACUGUGAGGAAAAGAAUAUUUUACAACACCGUAGGAAAACCUUUGCAUUAGGUUUUUUGAUUAAUAUUUUGAGCUACAAAAAUUUAGCAUUAGAUUUAUUAACUAGAGAAAAUGAACCAUUAUUAUAUUUCCUACCCUAUAAAACAUCCCAAGAUCAUGCAGAAAUUACAUUUUUAUGUAUAAGAUCUGCAGGGGGAUGGAACAAUAAUCCUUCAGCUCUUCAAUUCAAAUGGAAUAUUCGUAAAAUGUUGUAUAGAAAUUCAAUUUUAUCCAGUAAAAAUGCCAAUAUCCAAGAUUUAGAGAAUAAAGAUGAAUCAAUUUCUAUUGGAAUUUUUUCUCUAUCACAUGAAAAAAGUAUUUAUGUUGAUAAAGAAUUUAUUGGUGAAGAAUUAGUCGAUGAAGAAGUAUUGUCAUUUUCAUAUUUAGAUGACCAUGACCAUGAUCAUACAUUUAGUCAUUACCAAAAAAAUAUUCUUUAUUAUAUAGCAGGCAAUGCAGCUUAUAAAUUUAUUGAAAAGUUUCCAUGUUCAUUUUGUGAAGAUAUAAUUUUAAAUAAAGAUAUGUUUAGUAAGGAUCAUAACUAUUUAUUAAUACCAUUAACAGAUUAUGUUUCUUUCACAAAUUUUAAAAAUCGUGGUAAACUGAAGUUUGUUUCAACGUUUAUAUUUGAUAUAAUAUUAUUUACUGAAAAAUGUUAUCAAGCAUAUUCUUCAAACAUAAAAAAUAAUAACUUUAAAUAA
This is a messenger RNA of Macrosiphum euphorbiae (potato aphid), 993 nucleotides long. Lineage: Eukaryota; Metazoa; Arthropoda; Insecta; Hemiptera; Aphididae. The record is from the annotation of a GenBank genome assembly.